Molecule: messenger RNA, 1992 nt
Organism: Choloepus didactylus (southern two-toed sloth)
Lineage: Eukaryota; Metazoa; Chordata; Mammalia; Pilosa; Megalonychidae
Gene: SLC30A3
Product: solute carrier family 30 member 3
Exons: 8
Coding region: 144-1310 (388 amino acids)
Biological process (GO): zinc ion transmembrane transport; response to zinc ion
Cellular component (GO): plasma membrane
Molecular function (GO): zinc ion transmembrane transporter activity
Source: RefSeq, a predicted model, not a curated record
ACAGUCGCCGCAGUUUCCUCCACCCGGGUGGCCCCGCGGCCCUGCGGGGAGUCCGGGAGUCUGCGGGUCGCUCGGACCGGGUGCGGGGCCCGCCCCGCUUCUCCCUCCCGCGGCGGGGCCUGGACGGUCGGGGCAGCGGCGACAUGGAGCCGUCUCCCGCCACGGGGGGCACGGAGGCCACCCGCCUGGUGAGCGCCCGGGACCGCGGCGGCGGCGCCGGCGGCCUGCGUUUGAAGAGUCUCUUCACAGGGCCCUCAGAGCCUCUCCCUGAGGAGCCGGCACCUGUGGAGCUGCCCUUCCACCCCUGCCACAGGGACCCCCUGCCGCAGCCCGGCCUCACCCCUGAGAGGCUGCAGGCGCGGAGGCAGCUGUGUGCGGCCUGUGCUGUGUGCUGCGUCUUCAUGGCCGGGGAGGUGGUCGGUGGGUACCUGGCGCACAGCCUGGCUAUCAUGACCGACGCGGCCCACCUGCUGGCGGACGUGGGCAGCAUGAUGGGCAGCCUCUUCUCCCUCUGGCUCUCCACCCGCCCGGCCACCCGCACCAUGACCUUUGGCUGGCACCGCUCAGAGACCCUGGGGGCCUUGGCCUCCGUGGUCUCCCUCUGGAUGGUCACCGGCAUCCUCCUGUACCUCGCCUUCAUCCGCCUGCUGCACAGCGACUACCACAUCGAGGGGGGCGCCAUGCUGCUGACUGCCAGCAUCGCCGUCUGCGCCAACCUGCUAAUGGCCUUCGUGCUGCACCAGGCUGGGCCCCCACACAGCCACGGGUCUCGGGGGGCAGAGUAUGCGCCGCUGGAGGAGGGGCCCGGGGAUCCCCUGCCCCUGGGGAACACCAGUGUCCGGGCAGCCUUUGUGCACGUGCUGGGGGACCUCCUGCAGAGCCUUGGGGUGCUGGCCGCCUCCAUACUCAUCUACUUCAAGCCUCAGUACAAGGCGGCCGACCCCAUCAGCACCUUCCUCUUCUCCAUCUGUGCCCUGGGCUCCACGGCCCCCACCCUCCGGGAUGUUCUUCGGGUCCUCAUGGAAGGUGCCCCCCGCAGUGUGGGCUUUGAGCCCGUGAGGGACACCCUGCUGUCGGUGCCAGGAGUCCGGGCAACCCAUGAGCUGCACCUGUGGGCCCUGACGCUCACCUACCACGUUGUCUCCGCACACCUGGCUAUAGACGCGACGGCCGACCCCGAAGCUGUCCUGGCGGAAGCCUCGUCCCGGCUCUCCUCCCGGUUUGGAUUCUCCAGCUGCACGCUGCAGGUGGAGCAGUACCGGCCCGAGAUGGCCCAGUGCCUGCGCUGCCGGGAGCCCCCCCAAGCUUGAGCCGUGGCCUGCGCCCGCCCCACUGCCAGGCCCAGUCUCAGCCGUGGGCUCUGGGCACCUGCCUCCCUGCUCUCGGAGAAGGGUGGGAGCUGGGUCCCUUUACUUUCCCCCUCCUUCCACCUGCCAAGCAUCCCAGCCCCAGUGGGUGGGACUGAAGCAUGGGGACAGUGGUGGCGGAAGUCCAGGCUGAAUGGGAUGCAGGGGUGUCCUGGGCCUCGGCAUGGGGAGUGGGGUUGUAGGGGCCCCCUGGUCUCUGCUCCCCCUGCUCUGCAGAGCCGCGGGCCCCCUUUCCGUACACCUGUCCAUGCAGCAAGCCAGCCGGCAGUGGGCAUCUGCCUGUCUCUGUGCUGUUGGUGUGCCUGGGCCGGGGAGGGCAGUGGGGCCCCCUCCCCACAUGGCCCUCCCUCUGUCUAUGCAGGGGCCCCAAAGCCUGCACUUUGUCCGUGUGUUCUAGCCCUGUGGAUUUUGUGUCUGUGCAUGCGUGUGUUUCGUGGUGCUGUGGCCUGUGUGUCUCUGUGCCUGUGUGGCUGUGCUCUGGUCUCUGAGUCUGCACCAUCCAUGUGUCCAUUGGGGGUCUGUCUGUCCAUCCCUCUGUUGGUGCUGUGCCCUCGGCUUUCCCAGAGAGAGGGAGGACUCCACAGCAGUUCCACCAAUAAACUUGUGUCCGACUCUGUGCUGACUC